Molecule: messenger RNA, 1191 nt
Organism: Punctularia strigosozonata HHB-11173 SS5
Lineage: Eukaryota; Fungi; Basidiomycota; Agaricomycetes; Corticiales; Punctulariaceae
Product: acid protease
Exons: 5
Coding region: 1-1191 (396 amino acids)
Biological process (GO): proteolysis
Cellular component (GO): fungal-type vacuole
Molecular function (GO): aspartic-type endopeptidase activity
Source: RefSeq, a predicted model, not a curated record
AUGAUACAAGCCAUCCGCGGCUUCCGCGGUGGCAAGCCGGGCAAGGGUUCGAAGACGCCUACCUCUACGCUGGCUGGUUCGGACCAGGACGAGGAGUACCUGACCGACAUCACCGUUGGCGGUCAGAGCUUCAAGGUCAUCGUCGAUACUGGAAGUUCCGAUACAUGGCUCGCGGAGGUUGGCUUCAAGUGCUUCGACCUUUCCGACACGCCUCAGCCUGCGGCCGAUUGUGCCUUUGGCACGCCCGGGUUCGACCCCUCUAAAUCAAAGACGUUCGUGUCAUACCCGGAUAAGAACUUCAACAUCACCUACGGCGACAACGAGUUCUUGAACGGACCCGUCGGUUUCGACACCGUCACCGUUGGCGGCCUCACUGUGACCAAGCAGGAGAUCGGUGUGGUCACCGCUGCGGCAUGGGACGGCGACGGCGUCAACACUGGGCUCAUCGGUCUCGCGUACCCCGGGAUCACGAGCGUGUACAACGGCUCCAACCCGGAUGACGACUCGUCUUCCAACUUUGUCCCGUACGACCCGUUCUUCUUCACCGCCGUGAAGGAAAGAAAGGUUUCCUCACCCUUCUUCUCCAUCGCGCUUGACCGCGGCUCGAUCCCCGCCGAACAAAACUCGACCCUCGAUCCCCACCUUGGCUACCUCGCCUUCGGCGGUAUCGCCCCCGUCCCCGUCACGGGCAAGACCACCACCGUAGCCGUCCAGGGCUACACGGUGUCCUCUUCGCCAGCCAAGGAAGACUUCUUCUACACGGUCGACGUCGACUCGUACGUCUUCCCCGGCUCGCAUAAGCUCGCGACCAACGGCUCUGCCAUCCUCGACACCGGCACCACGCUCAACUACGUCCCCACCCCCAUCGCGAAGGCGUUCAACAAAGGCUUUAAGCCCGCGGCCAAGUACGUCGAGGACGAAGGGACGUAUUACGUCGACUGCAACGCGACCGCUCCCGACUUCGCGGUGACCAUCGGCGGUGUCGAGUUCAGCGUGAGCGGGAAGGACAACAUCCUGCCCAUCGGCGCGGACGAGAAGGGCAAACAGCUCUGCAUCUCUGGAACGCAGGACGGCGGGCCGGACGAGGAUGGCAACAUCUUCAUCCUGGGCGAUACUUUCUUACACAACGUCGUCGCGACGUUCAACAUCGCUGCGAACACCAUCUCGCUCACCGAGCGGAAACCCUACUAG